UGAGCAGAUCCAGGCUACCUGCACUGCACUCCAGAAGACUACCUACUCCAAGGUCAACCACCAGCAUCCAGCAACAUGGUUGUCUAUUUAACCUCUGACACCAUUGUGCGGCCAGGCGAAACACUACAUAUCUCUGGCAUCAUUCCUGAAGGAGCCCAAAACAUUGAAGUGGGACUGGGCAGCAGCUGGAAUGACUUGUCAUUCUACAUGGAAGUUCGCUUUAAUAGCAACCAGGUGGUCUUCAACACCAGAGUGAACGGACAAUGGGAGCAUCAGGAGAAUAUACAGCCCAACCCUUACAAUACGGGUGGCGGGUUUGAGGUCAGCGUGGUCUACACUAAGUUUAACUACGUCGUCCUGAUGCCAGGGGGAGCCCGUUUUGAGUUUGGGAACCGCAAUGCCACUGUCAACACGAAGUGGCUAUCUGUGAGAGAUGAUCUAGAGCUCACGGGCUUCACUGUGAAACCCACAGACUCUGUGGGCAGCAGUUCUUGUAAUGUAAAGGCCUCCAAAUAGCUAGUUAGGCUGUGGCUAUGAUACAUGUAUGAUGGCUAAAGUGUUACCUUUACAAAUAAUCAGUGAAAAUAAAUAUAUUGGCACCGUCA
Molecule: messenger RNA, 605 nt
Organism: Engraulis encrasicolus (European anchovy)
Lineage: Eukaryota; Metazoa; Chordata; Actinopteri; Clupeiformes; Engraulidae
Product: galectin-7-like
Exons: 4
Coding region: 76-516 (146 amino acids)
Molecular function (GO): carbohydrate binding
Source: RefSeq, a predicted model, not a curated record